UGCAGCACAAUCCAGGGAUCCCAAAUAUCUCGUCGGAAUUUUAACUAGGGCGCAUCCAGCUUGGGAGGAUGUCCGAGCUCACAAACAUGACCGAAAUAAACGCAGAUAUUGCGUUCGGGAGUUAAUAAGUGAAAUCGCUUUACGAGACCGUCUGCAGCUGCCAGGCUCUUUCCCCAUCGCUCUCUCUCCUAUAAUUGCAUCUGAGGAUGUAGCUGCAGAAACCAGGGAGCUUUCUGGAUCUCGGGAAGACUCCAUCCCUGAAUAUAUUUAGAUAUAGAUAUAUAUAUAUAUUUGUGCGGUAGUAUCGUGCAGGACUGACAGAGCUGCAUUUAUUGGUAAACACACUGCAGUCAUCUCCUUGGAACGUAGAGGCAUACACGACAUUGAGAGCCAUGGAUGCUACUGGGCCUGUCACCUUUUCCCACGUAUUUGGACAGCAGUGUGAAGUCAUGGAAGCAGCGGUGAAGUCCCUCCAUACCUUGAACGACCAAAUAUCCCACUUUAUUGUGGCCAAGCCGUCAGCUCUAGAAGACAAUGAAGACAUCUUCCACCCGGUCGAGAAGGAGUCUUUAAAGAAGUCUAUGAUCAUUAUGAGACAACUUUUAGUUGAAGCCCAGGCCAACAUCCUGCAAAUGAUGGAGGAUAACAAGCAGCUGGCCCUGAGAAUAGAUGGGGCCAUACAGUCUGCGAGCCAGGAGGUGACCAACCUGAGAUCCGAGCUGACAGCCACCAACAGGAGACUGGCUGAGCUGAACAGUGCAGACCCCGGUGUCAUGGAGAACAACCAGCACAACACACAAGGUCUGGAGUAUGGCAACAUGAAGCUCAGCAGAUCUGGUACGCUACAAAUGCAAGACAAAUACACGAAUGGUUUGCUGCUAAGGGAAGAGGUGUCACAGCUGCAAGAUGAGGUUCACUUGCUCCGACAAAUGAAGGAAAUGUUAGCAAAGGACUUGGAGGAGUCGCAUGACAGCCGGUCGGCGGAGGUACUCUCUGUUACGGAGCUCAAGGUGCAGCUGGCACAGAAGGAGCAGGAGUUGGCGCGGGCAAAGGAGGCACUUCAGGCCAUGAAGGCCGAUCGCAGACGCUUAAAAUCGGAAAAGGCCGACUUAGUAAGUCAAAUGGAACAGUUAUAUUCAACCCUGGAGAGCCGAGAGGAGCAACUGCGCGACUUUAUCCGAAAUUAUGAACAACAUAGAAAGGAAAGUGAAGACGCAGUCAAGGUUUUAGCAAAAGAAAAAGAUCUUUUAGAGCGAGAAAAGUGGGAGCUGCGGCGCCAGGCCAAGGAAGCAACAGACCAUGCCAGUUCUCUUCGGUCGCAGUUGGACUUGAAGGACAAUCGGAUCAAAGAGCUUGAAGCUGAGCUUGCAAUGAUAACAAAGUGUGUUGCCCAGAGAAAGGAAUAUCGUGUUUUUGAUCACUACAUUGAAAAGGAGCCCUCCUCAAGAGGGAUAGCGGCCAAGCAGUCUUUAGCGACCCUCAAUAAAGAUGUACCCAAGCGACAUUCACUGGCAAUGCCAGGUGAAACAGUCUUAAAUGGAAACCAGGAGUGGGUAAUGCACGCGGAUCUCCCGCUUACGGCAGCCAUCCGUCAAAGCCAGCAAACGCUGUACCACGGGCACCCGCAGCAUACUGCCGAUCGGCAAGCUGUCAGAGUCAGCCCUUGUCAUUCGAGACAACCAUCAAUAAUCUCCGACGCGUCUGCCGCAGAGGGCGACAGGUCGUCAACACCGAGUGACAUCAACUCUCCGAGACACAGAACGCAUUCCCUCUGCAAUUCUUUAGAAGACUUGGAAGACCAGAAGAGGAAAAAGAAAAAGGAGAAGAUGGGUUUUGGGUCAAUUUCAAGAGUUUUUGCUAGGGGAAAACAGAGGAAGUCCUUAGACCCCGGUCUUUUUGACGGUACUACACCUGACUAUUACAUUGAAGAGGAUGCGGACUGGUGACUGUCUCUGGAACCUGCUUAUUCUGUGUGUGUAUAUGUGAAAGGGUGUAUGUGCCCGUUUACAAAGUCCGAACCCGUCAAGUGAGCCUUUUUAUUCUAUUAAGGACUUUUUGUUGUUGUGGGGUUAUUUUUUUUAUUUUUUUUUAUUUCCAUUUUUUUAGUUUUUAUUUGCAUCGCUGGUUGUCUAAUUGCUGUACAUAAAGAAGUGUAUAAAGAUGUCGAUUGUUGUCCUUUUAGCGAUGCUGUUGUAUUGGAACUUUUUGUCUUUACUGGACUUAUCAUUUUUGUGGAUUUUUUUACUUGGGAAGUGGGUCUAGUUUUUUUAGUUUUCAUUUUUUUUGCGUUCUCUUUUUCCAUUGUGUUUUUUUUUUUUUUUCCUUUUUGAAACUUGAAAAACUACUGUGUAUUUGUAAAUAACAAAAACUGUGCACUUUGUGCUUGUAGUGUCUUGUCCUGAGCGCAAUUGUUUGGUUUUUUUUAACUCCUAGUGUGAUGCAUUCUGUAUCUGCAAUGUUUCUCAAUGACAUUAUCCUGUUUAAGGGGUGUGCCAGCGCUAUGUAAAGAGAAGAAAAUAUAUAGAUAGAUAUAUAUAUAUAUAUACAGAUCUUUAUUCAGGAAGUUUCACCAACUUUCUACGAAUGAAGUUUUAAAAUGUAUCUUUUUGCUUACACUUAGGGCAAGACAGCCCUUUGGGUUGAGACCACAUAAUGGCUACCUGCACUGUGCCGGCAGCGUUCACUCUAUAAACUUUUAAUGCCUGCCAGACAAAAUAGUUUUUUUUUCUCCUUCUAUGUUUUUGUACAUUUUUUUUUUUUUUUAGUAUUUAUUUGCAUAAAUGCACAAAGUUGUUAUAUCUAAAUUAUAAAAGAAAAGUAAAUGUUGAAGUUCUAUUUUUCCUAAAGGAUGAAGGGUAUGUUUAUAUCACUUGUGCUCAAAAGCUGCGGCCCCUGCCUGUCGUCGACGCGUCGGGCGGGCGGCUCAGUCACAUUGUAAUGCAGCUUAACCAAAAUCGCACGAAUAACUUAAAUUAGUUUUAUUAUUCACUUGGUUAUGUCUUCCAAAAUCCAGCUUUUUACCAUCAUCACAGUAUUUAUGGCUUUUAAUUCUUGUAUGUAGAUUCUGAUCAUCGGGUGUUGUAUUUUAUUACUAUUUAUAAUGCACAUUUUUUGAAAUUUUCUUUGUUUUUCUCUUUAUUGGUUCAUUCUGUUUAGUUGAUAAUCCUGUUAUGUAAUGGGCAAACCCGUAAAAUGCACAUGUUACCCAGCUUGUGGGGAGUUAUUGGUGUUAGAGAAGAUAGCCAUACACGUUAGAUAUGUGUCCCUGAUUUCGGUGGGAUCGGCCAGUCAUCUAAGGUCAGGGUAGAGGAGGAUUGAGCAUGGGGGAUUACAAGGACUGGAUUCUUUGGUCUGGGUGGUAAGCUGCCGCCAGAGGUUCCUGGCAGCAGCUUUCUCCAUGUACAGAACACACGCAUGCCCAGUUGAACAUGCCUGUGUAGAUGAUGGGUGCAACUUAAGAGUACUCCAUCCCCAGACAUCUUAUCCCCUAUCCAAAGGAUUUUGGGGCCGGCAUCCCUGUGUUUGGGACACAAUGUUAAGAACGCCGUCACUCCACACCUCCUCCAUUCAUGUUUAUGGGAGGGGGGUGAAGCCCCCCCCCCCCCCCCAUAGACAUGAAUGAAGGGGGCGUGGCGGGAUGUCACAGUUAGAUCCCCCACAAUCAAACAUCUUAUCCCCUUAGUACCCCUAUCAUCAUUUCACCAAGGACUUAUGAUGUCCUGUGUAUAUAAUGGUCCAGUCCAGGGAAUUGAUAUCUUUCUAGAUAGAAGGGGGGGGGGGGGGUGAUGUGUGCACUUUAAGUCUCUGCCUCUUGAAGGUUAGAUUGAAAUAUAUCAUGGUUUUAAAUGCAGAUUCUCCGACUUAUUCCCGUUUAUCCACAACAGAUGGAGAAGAAUAAAGCUUUCUUCUGAAUAGACUUAAUUAAAUCUCCAACUUUUAAGAUCAAGUUGUUUUAGUUCCAACAUUUUAUGAGAAUCAUUUCUAGAACAUAACUUUUCUACAGUAAGUGCUCCAUUUUCCUUAUGCAAAGCUCCAGAUUCUCUGCAUAGUUAUAGCGUGAAGUAAUAGAAUUAAAGUGUUGGGGGAGUUCAUAUAAGCCGGUGUUUCAUAGGCAGGUCUAAAUGUAAAAGUGCACUGGGUUGAAGUGAAUGGAAACUGAGGUGCAGUACCUCAACAUGGCCACUACACAGUGUAUGGAGCUGUCUGCUUCCGCCUCUGGUCACGGUGUAUAAGGCGCCGCCUGGUUUCUGACCCUCUACUAAUCAUGUAUUGAUGGCCUAUCUUGAGGAUUGACCAUCAAUUAAAAAGUCCUGGAAAACCCCUUAAAUAGGCAUGGGCCUCUUAAUAAAAGGGACAUGUUUGACUGUAAGUGCACUACACACUGAAAUCUAAGGCAGAUACGAGCUGCGUUAGAUUUCAACUAUAAUUUAUGCCAUUUUCUGUUGUAUACUCAGUAUGUCAAGCCCCGAAUGCCCCACUCACUCACUGCUAAGCCCCACCCACUCACUGCUAAGCCCCACCCACUAGAACAGACUUAGAGUACAGUGUAAAGAUAAUGAAAAGUACCAAUUUGUUAUGUUACAAUGAGCUUUGCAGGAAAAAAUGAGUUUUAUACAGGGGAUUUGGUACUUUGUAUCACAAAAACAAAGCUUCAACCAGUAUAAAGAUAUAUUACAACAUUAGCAGAGUUUUUUUGUUUUGUUUUUUAGGGGGCCCAUUUAGUUUUUUCGUUUUGUUUUUUGUUUUUUCAUUUGUCAUCUAGGCCUACACGGCAAAAUUUGUUCUUGUGUUGAUCGCAUUAAAACCUUUAGGAUUACUGCUGCUUUAAUAGUUUCCUAUGGGAAACAAAGUAGCGGUUAAUGUUUUUGCAUUGCGUAUAAGGUUGUCCGUGCUUUCCGUAGGGGAACAUUAAGGUUGAUUCAGAACAAUUCAAAAAUUGUGUCCCUGGCUAAAUGGUGUCAUCUAGUUGUCCCAUCCGGCCAAUUCCGGCAGCACUGGCCAAUAGUCCAAGGUCCCAUGCACACUACUGAUAUCAUUCCUAGCGGAAUCCUAUUGAUCUCAUCCUGUCUCUGCUGCUCAUUGCACACCGCGGAAGUUCUAUAGCGGAACUUCCUACGCAGAUCCAGAUUCCGCUGGAUGAAGGAACAUGUUCAUUUUUUCCAAGGGAUAGGGGAUAAGAUGUCUGAUCGUGGGGGGGUCCCAUUGCUGGGGCCCCUUGGGAUCUCCCGUAGCACCCUGUGGCAGUGGUCGUGAUGUCAUGGCCACACCCUCAUGACAUCAAGCCACACCUCCUCCAUUCAUGUCUAUGGGAGGGGGCGUGUCGGACGACACGCCCCCUCCCAUAGACAUGGAUGGAGGAGGCGUGUUGCCACAAGGAGGCAUGGCCAUGACAUCACGACCUCUGGCUCCGAGCAUGCUCAGAUCACUGGAGCACCGGAGUACCCCUUUAAUCUCUCUGGGGCAUCUCUUAUCCCUCUCUCGGUACGAUCUGCAUUUACGACAUGAUAUAUAUUCCCGACCCAAACCACUGUUCAAGAAAUAGUUUAAUUUACAAAGCCAUUAAAACAGCCAUGGCCUAUGAUGGUAAAAUCUCUCCUAGUAAUGUAUGUUUCUCGGUCAUUGUACAUACAACCCCGGAUAAGCCCAAUUUACUUGGUGCGACAACAGUAAAACCUGUGUUUAUUGAUCUUUGCUUUUCGUGAAAUGCAGAAUUUUCGGGCCAGGCAGCAUCGGCUGGCGGCAGCAGCAGAAAUACUUUCUUUUUUUUGUUGGGCAUUUUUUAUCCAAUCCAAGUUGAUUCUAGUAACUCAGUAUAUAUUCUGUUUAGUUUUCGGACUGGUUAAGUUGCCUGUGGCCAGCUCUGUGCUUUCUCUCUUUUUACUAAUGUCUAGAGGAGUAUAUAAUGCUGCCAAUUUUAUUGUAAAAUUUUAAAUUGUAAAUUUUUUUUUUUUUUUUUUUUUUUCUGAUAAGAAAAAUGAAUGUCAACCUCUGAAAACUGUAACAUGAAACAUUUGAUAAUGUUAGAUGGUAUUUUUUGGAUUUAGUGCACCCUAUUUAAAAGGGAUAUUUAGUCUUAAAAAAAAAAAAUAAUCUAAAUCUGUUUUGUUGUUCAUAUGACGUGUGUGACCCAGUGGCUUAACAACGUUACAGCUUUUUAAAGGGAUCCGUCUGACCCGCAGGAAAGAGAGCCGACGCGCUUGAGGUUUCCGCGUUCAGACAAAAAUGUUUUAUAAAGCUUUUUUUUUUUCCUCUGUGUUUUUAUUUUUUUAAAGAAGCUCAUGGUUUAGUAUUUUUUCAUUACAUGCUUAGGAAAUAAUAAAAAAAAAUAAGUAAUAAAUAAAAUAAAAACUGUUACUAAGAAAAUGGUCUAUUUAAGAGAACGAGAAUACAUAGUUUAAAGAUGAUUGAUAUCAUUAGUUAUAUAAACCCCCCGCCUGAGGGGGCAGAAUUCUAAAGGCAUGAAGGCAAAAAGAAACAAAUAAAGCUUAUU
Hyla sarda is the source of this 6490-nucleotide messenger RNA. RefSeq names its product kazrin, periplakin interacting protein (gene KAZN). Lineage: Eukaryota; Metazoa; Chordata; Amphibia; Anura; Hylidae. Bases 393 to 1946 code for a protein of 517 amino acids. The transcript has 11 exons. The record is from RefSeq and is a predicted model, not a curated record.